Messenger RNA from Ascoidea rubescens DSM 1968, 3546 nucleotides. RefSeq lists its product as uncharacterized. Lineage: Eukaryota; Fungi; Ascomycota; Saccharomycetes; Ascoideales; Ascoideaceae. The record is from RefSeq and is a predicted model, not a curated record. The transcript has a single exon. The coding region runs from base 298 to 3489 and encodes 1063 amino acids.
CGCCACAGCGUCUCGAUCAAAAGCAGCAAGCCUGGCUGUCGGUGUGCGCAGCUCUCUGCAGCAUUAGCACAGCGGACUGCUGUUUGAGUCCAUCGGUGCGGGUCUUCUUUGUUGAAUAUAUCUAUCGCUUUUUUGGGUGUUGCUGAGCAACUUUGGCUUGAGUCGAGUUGAAGAAACUGACUGGGGUGGUUCUCGAGCCUCGUUGUCUUGCUUUUUUCUUCUUUUUUAUGCACUGCAACUAGUAUUUAUAUCUGUCUCUUGCCUUUCUUUCUUCUCUGUUUUUUUUCUUGUGCCAACAUGAAAGUCAAGACCUUCAAGCACGCAAAUACACCCACCAGGAAUGUUGUCUACGCCGGUCUGAACCCCAAUUCCAGCUCAAUCAGCAACAAGUCCUCUCUACCUUCCAUCGACAAAUACAUUCCAACUUCAAUUAUUGCUCAAAUCGAAGAGCAAAGUUUGAAGAACGAUUUUGACGAUAUCACCUCCAGAAACACAAAGUUGAAUUCUCUCACCUCAAAUUCCAACUCAUUUCAGCCCAAUAUCGCCAAUAAUACCAGUUCUGGCACAAAAAACAACACCAUUAUUAACGAAAAUAUCAGCAGGAAGGCCUCUCCAAGCAGAAACAAAAAACCUUAUAACAUGAACUAUAAUUUAAAUCACUAUCGUCAAUCAUAUUCCAGCAAUCCACUGGAUGCUGCAAAAGCUGCUGCUUCAGCGAUAAAUAACUCAGGAAGCUCUUUAAGAUCCUACUCAUUAAACUCUACUUCUCCAUACUAUAAUCAGUUUGAUUUCGAUUCGCCUGCCUCCUUUGUUCAAAAUCAUUCCAAUAAUCAAGUCAAAUUACACAGAUUAAAUCAGUUGACCAGUCUAUCCAGUUUACCUAGUUCAAAUCAUAAUAAUAUUCAAAAUAACUUAAUAAGACCGAAUUAUUCAUUAUCAAAUCGUCGUUCUCAAUCUUUAUUGAAUUACCCUUUAUCUUCUGUUAAUCAAAAUCAUCCAAAUCACCAACAUUAUCAAACUAACUUAAUCACUCCACAAAAUUCUCAAUUGAAAUUGAAAUCUCCAAUAAAAAAUAACAAUUCCAAAAAAAAACAUUCAAUAGAUAAUUUACCUUUAUCAAAUAAUCCAAAAAUGAAUUCAAACAUAAGCUCAUUAAACACCUCACUAACUAACUCAUUAAACAAUUUUUCAAAUAUUAUUAAAACAUCAACAACUCAAAAAGGAAACAUCACCAUUAAAAAGACUAAAAUAUUCGACCCAAAUGGCAAUUUGAGAAAAAUAUCAAUCAAAUCAAUCAAAAAAUUAAAUGGUUAUGAUAUAAUUAAAUCAAACUCAAUUGAAAUUCCAAAUCCUACUCUAAAUACUAACCCCAAUAUGAACGCCAACACUAAUUCUAACUCUAAUAUUCAAAAUAAUAAUAAUCAAAAUAUCGAUAUUUGGAAAGAUUUUGAAACAUUAAAUGAAGAACCUGAUUCGGACCUGGAGUUUGAUAUAGAUUACAAUUUCAAUCAAGAAUUAAAUAACUUUCAAAAUAAUCUUGAAACUAAUCAUAACACAAACACAUUAUCAAAUACAUUACCAAAUAAACCAAAAAUUAAAAUAAACACUCAAUUAAACAAUAAAAUCAGUCAAGAACUUUUUUCUUCCCACACUACUCAAUCUCAAUCUCAAUCCCCAAAUAAACAAUUCAACCCAAACCCUUCAAAUAAUAAUCUUGAGGAUUCAGAACCUUUUAGCUUUGAGGAUAAAUCUGGCUCUAUAGAUGAUAACAUUAAUAAUAACAAUGUUCUUAUAAUUAACGGCAAAUUUGACAAUAAAAUUACAAAAAAAACUGUCGCAAAGACUGAUAAUAAAAUCAAUACUAAAACAAAACUAGAUUUAUUCAAUAUUCAAACAUCUCAUCAAAAAAACGAUCCAAAUCCUAGCUCUAAUUUGGUCAUUGAUAACUAUCUCGGCCAAAUUCCCUCAAAUAUCAUCGAAAUUGAUAACAACAGUUCCUUAGUUGAAACUGAGCCUUUAAAUUUAAACCGGACCUCAGUUCCAAAUUUUAACUCAAUUUAUAAAAACACAGAUAAUGAUUAUAAAUUCAUUUCAUUUUCUGGCCCAAGAAAACUCAAAUCUACUCCUCUGUUGACUCCUAUAUCUCAAAACCUACCUACUAUCCUAAAUACAAAAAGAUCUACUCCUUCUUUGAUUGCCAAUGAUGAUAUUCCUGCUCGUUCAAUUAAUAGAUUGCCCGAAGUACAAAUGCAUAGAAGAACCUCUUCAAAAUUGUCUUCCGCUGCUUCGAAUUUACCUUCUCCUUCUCCAAUACACGACUCAAAUAAUAUAUUUAAUUUAAGUAAUGGCAGGAUUAAUCCUAAUAUGAACAUCGAUUUGUUAAAGACUCCCCAAAGUAAAUAUGAUGAUUGCUCAAUUCCAGUUCAUACAACUCCGCCAACUUCUGAAUCAAAUUGUUCUUCUCCUAGAAAAAAAAUAUACAGUGUUAAUUUUGCCCAGGGCGUUCAAUAUAUUAAUAAUGAUACUAACGAUAAUGAUAAAAGCGUUAAAGAUGGAAAUAAAACUAAACGUCCAAGUGAUUAUUCUGAAGCUGAAUUGUAUGCUAAAGCUUUAGAGGUUGCAAAAGAAAGAGUUUAUGGAAAUAGUUCUCACGAGAAUAGUAACUUGGUUUUACAAAAACCUCAAACAAGAAGAUUUAAUAGUGGUGGGAUUAGAAAAUUUAAUGAUUCUGAUCGAUCCUUCUCUUUAAGAAGUGAUAGCUCAAAAGAUAAAAAUAAAUUGCGAACAAUGUCAUUAACAAGUUCACUUUUUGGCCAAAAUAGCAAAAUUUCUACUAAUAAUCGAAAUCAUUCAAUUUUAUCUUUAGAUUCUCAACUUUUAAAUAAGUCACAAUUCAAUAAAAGAAAUUUAAGCAAUAAUAGUGAGUCUGACUUGGAAAAUAGUUUGAGUGCACAAAAAACAUAUUCUGGUACGCUGAAAGCUUUUGUUAGCCAUUCAUUGAGAAAUAAUGAUCUCGAAAAUAAUUCGAAUCAUCUUUCUCAAGAAAAUAUUACAAAAAUAGUUGACGAUGAAAUUAUGUCUAAAAAGGAAAAAAAACGCCAGCGAAAAUAUCUUGAGGAAAAAAUAAAAUUAAGUCAAAUGAGUUUAAAAGAAGAAAUUGCAAAAGUUCAACAAAAUGCCCCAAAAAAGGUUUCAUCAAAUGAUAAAAAUGUAUCAAAAAAUUCAAAUAAUAAAAAUAAGCAUACAUUCAAAAGAUUCUCAAUUCAUAGUAGCAGUAAUAACAAAUCAAAAAAUCAUAAAUCCACGAAAAAGGAUGAGCAUAAAUCAAACAAAAAUAUUAAUAUAUCGAGUAAUAAAUCUCCAACAAAACCUGAUAACAAUGAUAAUAAUCAAAAUUUAAUGAAGGAAUCGGUUGUUUCAACCUCAGAACCAAUACAUGCUAAUAAUCAUAAAGCCUCAAAAUUAAAAAAAUUGUUUUCUAAGUUUUAAUCAGUCAAUUGGACAAAUUUUCAUUAAUUUUUUUUCCCUAAAAUAUUUGUACUUUUU